Patiria miniata (bat star) is the source of this 1202-nucleotide messenger RNA. RefSeq names its product gamma-aminobutyric acid type B receptor subunit 2-like. Gene Ontology annotation, molecular function: G protein-coupled GABA receptor activity. Bases 93 to 1202 code for a protein of 369 amino acids. Gene Ontology annotation, cellular component: membrane; G protein-coupled receptor heterodimeric complex. The record is from RefSeq and is a predicted model, not a curated record. Lineage: Eukaryota; Metazoa; Echinodermata; Asteroidea; Valvatida; Asterinidae. Gene Ontology annotation, biological process: gamma-aminobutyric acid signaling pathway; G protein-coupled receptor signaling pathway. The transcript is spliced from 7 exons.
UCGGGCUUUUUCUCGCCGCGUUCACGCCACACGGGUCCGCAGGAUGUAACAACACGCACAACGCAACAUUUGGCGGGAAAUGCGUGAUUCACAUGGGCGGCCUGUUCGCUUUCCCGGGCAGCCCUGCCAUAGGAAUGCAACAAGAGGUGGCGCAGGUAACACUAGAUCACGUCAACAGCUUGGAUGGGAUUCUAGAUGGCUACCAUCUCAGCAUGAGGUGGAAUUGGACUGGGAGAGCUGAUCCGGAGGAAGGGUUGCGAAUACUCUACAAUCUAGCCUACUCCGGAGCAGCGGUACCAAUCAUAUGGGGACCACUCCUACCUCAGGAGGCAAUCAUAGUCAACAAGGUAGCGGCAAGAUUCAACAUCGUUCAGAUGUGUGUAGCAUCAAGCCCAGCGCUAGCAGAUCGCACCGCGCACCCGUACACCGUAAUAGCCGACACGAGUGACAGGUCCCGAUUACUGGCUGUGGCAGCAUUUAUAAGGGAGAUGGGAUGGAGGCGUAUCGCAUUCAUCUUCGAGGAGAAUGCCGCUUUUCAAAACCAUAUGAAGGACUUCCGUGAGAUUUUAGAGGCUGAUGAGGUCGAAAUAGUGGCAUCUGAAGGAAUCAAAAACAUCAAUUUGUUGCAAGUGCAUCUUCAAAACCUCAAGCGCCAAGAUGUCAGAAUCAUAUAUACCGGAUUUUCAAGCAUUCUGGCGACUCAGAACUUUUUCUGUCAGGCUUACUUGGCCGGAUUGACCGGUGCCAAGUACGUCUUGAUACCGCCGGACUGGGCCAACUUUGAAUGGUGGCUGGUCGGCACACCGUCAGAUAUCGAGCCUUGUACGGAAGAGGAGAUCAUCUCUGCUGUUGAUUUAUCCCUACAUUUCAACGUCAAACAUCGCUCCCAGGGUCUACCAGAGCUGGACUUCAACGGAGUGAAACCUUUGCCAGAGCAUUACGACUACUACAACAGCAUUUUCCCGUUCAGUCAUAACAUGGUCCCGGUAACGCACGACGGCAUCGUGUCCGUGGCACUGGCCUUGAAUUCCUCCAUAGCGGACCUGCAUCGUCUGCAACCUCCUCGAAGACUUGAAGAUUUCAGCUAUUCCGACACCGAGAUGGCGAGGGUGAUUUUGAACCACGCCGAUAACAUGGAGUUCUCUGGACUGUCGGUAAGUUAUAUCUGUGCUUGUAGGGCUUCUAUGCUAUGCAUGUAUUGA